This is a messenger RNA of Neopelma chrysocephalum (saffron-crested tyrant-manakin), 2078 nucleotides long. RefSeq names its product thimet oligopeptidase 1 (gene THOP1). Gene Ontology annotation, biological process: proteolysis; peptide metabolic process. Bases 162 to 2078 code for a protein of 638 amino acids. The record is from RefSeq and is a predicted model, not a curated record. Gene Ontology annotation, cellular component: mitochondrial intermembrane space. The transcript is spliced from 12 exons. Gene Ontology annotation, molecular function: metalloendopeptidase activity. Lineage: Eukaryota; Metazoa; Chordata; Aves; Passeriformes; Pipridae.
CGGCCCCCGGUGCGGCGCGGGGAAGGCGGGAGCGGCGCGGUCCUCCACGCUCCCACAAUGCCCCGCUGUCCCCGCCCGCCUCCCCGCUCGGGGCACAUGCUCGGUGCGUGGCGCCGGCCCGGCCUGUUCCCGGCCCCGUCAGCACUCCCGGCACCCCCGGCAUGGCCCCCCCCACAGGGAAUGUCGUGGACAGCCAGGCGCCCCGGCUCGUGGCCAACCAGCUGCGCUGGGACCUGACGGCCGAGCAGAUCGAGGCCAUGGCCGCCGAGCUCACCGAGAGCACCAAGCUCGUGUACGACCGGGUGGGCAGCCAGGAGAGGGGGGAGGUGUCCUACGAGAACACCCUGAAGGCCCUGGCGGACGUGGAGGUGGAAUACACAGUGCGCCGGAACAUGCUGGAUUUCCCCCAGCACGUGUCCCCCUGCAAGGCCAUCCGCGCCGCCAGCACCGAGGCCGACAAGAAGCUCUCGGAGUUCGACGUGGAGAUGAGCAUGAGGCAGGACGUGUACCAGAGGAUUGUCUGGCUCCAGGAGAAAGCAGAAAGUGCUUCCCUGAAACCUGAGGCAAAGAGGUACCUGGAGAGGCUGAUCAAGCUGGGAAAGAGGAACGGGCUCCAUCUCCCCGAGGAGACACAGGAGAAAAUCAAAGCUAUUAAGAAAAAGCUGAGUGUCCUGUGCAUAGACUUCAACAAGAACCUCAAUGAAGACACCACCUUCCUGCCCUUCUCCAAGGAGGAAUUAGGGGGGCUCCCUGAGGAUUUCCUGAACUCCCUGGAGAAGACGGAGGAUGGGAAGCUGAAGGUCACCUUGAAAUACCCACAUUACUUCCCUCUGCUGAAGAAGUGCUAUGUGCCCGAGACGAGGAGGAAGGUGGAGGAGAUGUUCAACUCCAGGUGCAAAGAGGAGAACUGCCUGAUCCUGAAGGAGCUGGUGGAUUUACGGGCUCAGAAGGCCAAUCUGCUGGGCUUCAGCACCCACGCGGACUUUGUGCUGGAGAUGAACAUGGCCAAGAGCAGCACGACGGUGGCCACGUUCCUGGAUGAGCUGGCCCAGAAGCUGAAGCCCCUCGGGGAGAAGGAGCGGGCCGUGAUCCUGGACCUGAAGAAGAAGGAGUGCGAGAAGCGCGGGCUGGAGUUUGACAACCGCAUCAACGCCUGGGACAUGCGCUACUACAUGAACCAGGUGGAGGAGACCAAGUACAGCGUGGACCAGAACCUGCUGAAGGAGUAUUUCCCCAUGCAGGUGGUCACCACGGGCCUCCUGGCCAUCUACCAGGAGCUGCUGGGGCUCACCUUCCACCUGGAGGAGAAGGCGCCGGUGUGGCACGAGGACGUGCAGCUCUACACGGUGAAGGACACGUCCUCCGGAGAGACCAUCGGGAAGUUCUACCUGGACCUGUACCCACGGGAAGGGAAGUACGGGCACGCUGCCUGCUUCGGCCUGCAGCCGGGCUGCCUGCUGCCGGACUCCAGCCGGCAGAUCUCGGUGGCCGCCAUGGUGGCCAACUUCACCAAGCCCACGCCGGACGCCCCUUCCCUGCUGCAGCACGACGAGGUGGAGACGUACUUCCACGAAUUCGGGCACGUCAUGCACCAGCUGUGCUCCCAGGCCGAGUUUGCCAUGUUCAGCGGGACACACGUGGAGAGGGACUUCGUGGAGGCCCCGUCCCAGAUGUUGGAGAACUGGGUGUGGGAGAAGGAGCCGCUGCUGCGCAUGUCCAGGCACUACAAAACAGGGAGCCCCAUCCCGGAUGAGCUGCUGGAGAAGCUCAUUAAAUCCCGGCAGGCAAACACGGGGCUCUUCAACCUGCGCCAGAUCGUCCUGGCCAAGGUGGACCAGGCGCUGCACACCCAGACCAAGGCCGACCCCGUGGAGGUGUUUGCCCGGCUGUGUGAAGAGGUGCUGGGUGUCCCUGCUACCCCAGGGACGAACAUGCCGGCCACCUUCGGCCACCUGGCCGGGGGCUACGACGCGCAGUACUACGGCUACCUCUGGAGCGAGGUGUUCUCCAUGGACAUGUUCCACACCCGCUUCAAGCAGGAGGGCAUCAUGAACUGCAAGGUAGGGAGAGCCCCCUGA